Haliaeetus leucocephalus (bald eagle) is the source of this 654-nucleotide messenger RNA. RefSeq names its product tumor necrosis factor (ligand) superfamily, member 14 (gene TNFSF14). Lineage: Eukaryota; Metazoa; Chordata; Aves; Accipitriformes; Accipitridae. Gene Ontology annotation, biological process: immune response. The coding region runs from base 1 to 654 and encodes 217 amino acids. The record is from RefSeq and is a predicted model, not a curated record. Gene Ontology annotation, molecular function: tumor necrosis factor receptor binding. The transcript has 3 exons. Gene Ontology annotation, cellular component: membrane.
AUGGGGGACGGCGUCUUCGCCCUGGCGGGGCCCUGGCCACCGUUACCCCCCCCCAGGGCACCCACGGGUGCUGCCCCCCCCCCCGUCCCGGCGUGGCGGCGGCGAGUCCGGGGGGGGGCUUGGGGACGCUGGGUACUGGGGACACUGGUGGCCCUGGCACUGGUGGCGGUGGCGGUGCAGGGCUGGGUGCUGGCGGGGGUCCGGGGGGAGCUGCAGAGGGUGACAGCGCGGCUGCAGAUAGCCGGCGCCGACGUCUCAUCCCAACCCAACGGGUCCCUUCGGUGGGAACCCGGCAAAUCGUGGGCCUUCAUCCGAGGUCUGGGCUACCGCGGCGGCUCCCUCGUUUGCCGUCAGCCCGGUCUCUACUUCGUCUACGCCAAGGUGCAGCUGGGUGCUCCUGGGUGCCCGGCGCGUGCCGCCACCCUCCACGGCAUCCACAAGCGAACGCCCCGUUACCCCGGUGUCCUCGAUCUCCUGGUGAAUAAGGUGGUUUAUUGUCCCCAAGCCCACCAGGUCCCCUGGGCCCGGAACAGCUUUUUGGGGGGACUCGUGCGCCUCGAAACGGGGGAUGAGGUUUUCACCCAGGUGCAGGCACCCGAGCUGGUGCGGGCAGUGGAUGGCACCCGUUCCUAUUUUGGGAUGUUUAUGGUGUAG